Molecule: messenger RNA, 1362 nt
Organism: Mesorhabditis spiculigera
Lineage: Eukaryota; Metazoa; Nematoda; Chromadorea; Rhabditida; Rhabditidae
Source: the annotation of a GenBank genome assembly
AUGUCGCAGGGCGGCACAGCAGCCGCCGUCGCGGCCAAGAAGAAGCAGGACGAGGCUAAUUCCAAGAUAAUCAGACAACUCGCAUCGCUUCCGGAAAAUCGCUGCUGCUUCGAAUGCGGCCAGCGCGGGCCCACGUAUGUUAACAUCACCGAGGGAUCGUUUUGCUGCAGCACGUGCUCUGGCGUUUUACGCGGCCUACAUCCUCCCCAUCGAGUCAAGUCGAUUUCGAUGGCCACCUUCUCGACCGAGGAGCUCGAAAAGAUCCAAUCGCUGGGAAACGAGGAGAAUCGCAAAACCUGGCUCGGUCUCUACGACGGACCUCCGCCCCAAUUGUCCACCUGCGAUAAUUUGCAGCAAUUUUUGGCAAAGAAAUACGAGCGCAAGACCUGGUACGUCUCCAAAGAGUCUCGCGGGCAGCAGGAAAAGCUUUUCUCGGCUGCAAAACCGGCGAACGUGCAGCCGAAAACGCCGUUGAACGUGGGCGCUCUUUGGCUCGAUGAGUCGUUCACCGAUCCGUUCUCCCCGAGUCCGGCGAAGCCUCAGAUUUCUGAGCCAAUCUCCAUGUCACCGCCAAACUUUUACGCGCCGCCUCCGCCAAUUCCAAAUGGCGCUUCCGCUCCGAUGCCCAGGCCACCACCAACAGCGAACGGCUACAACUUCCCCAAGAUGCCCGCCAAUCAGCAGCAAGCCCCGUUCUCGUCGUUGAUGUUUUCGCCACAGCAGCAACAGCCCCAGCAGCAGCCAAAGGCCGCAAAGGCCGACCCGUUCGGCGACUUUGAUAGCCUUUUCGGUGGGUUGACCGUGCAGCCGACGCCGUCGCAGCCGAUUCAGCCAAUGCCCCGAUCGCAAACCAUCGCCGUCCCGCCGCGCCCGUCACCAGCAGCCCUCAAUUCGAGCACGCCCGCGAUUCCGGCCACCCGGCCGGCCACCAACCAAUCCCGCUACUCGACGCUGCUGGAUUUCAGUGCGCCCAUCCAACCCCAGCCCUCAACCGCCCCGGUGUUGAACGGCUUCAGCAGCGCCCCGUUCGGUCAGGCGACCCCCGUUGUGGCCCCAAUCCAGCAGCAAGCGCCCGCGCAAGCCUGGCCCAACAACCCGUUCGACUCGCUGGACCCGUUUUCCGGGGCGGCCAACCCGUUCGCCGCCGGCGGCAUCCAGAAGAGCUCCACGAUCGCCGGUUUCCCCGGCUCCGCGCCCAAGUGCCCGCCGCGGGCGUUCGAUUCGGAUUUCGGGAUGCCGAUUAUUGAUAAUAAUCCAUUCUCGCCUACAUCGGCUUGCGCUCCAUCUAAUGGCUUUACGGCUUUCGAAGGAGUGCCCGUCUCGCGGCCUGCCCCUCCGGACAACAGCUGGAAUCCGUUCUUG